Molecule: messenger RNA, 2865 nt
Organism: Tarenaya hassleriana
Lineage: Eukaryota; Viridiplantae; Streptophyta; Magnoliopsida; Brassicales; Cleomaceae
Exons: 5
Coding region: 179-2683 (834 amino acids)
Source: RefSeq, a predicted model, not a curated record
AAAAAGAUUUCUUCCCCGUAGAAAGAGUGAAGAGCUUCAUAGACAAAUCUCUCUCUCUCUCUCUCUCUCUCUCUCUCUCUCUCUCAAUUUGAAAAUCCCGAACGAACAUCGAUUUUCUGAGUCGUCUUCACUAGUCUUAAUCGAUCUGUUACUGUGUAAUUCCGAAUCUUCUGAGGAUAUGAACAAGUUCGCCUCCGCCAUGGAUCUCGGCUGCCUGGAUUUGGGAUGCAUCUCAGUCUCCGACAAGUUCAGCGGCGGAGAAGCUGUUGAUUCUCGGCGCAAAGAUGCCGAUCCUGUAGAAUUUGCAGUUUCGAAAUCAGGACAGCGUAGGUCACCAAAGCAGACAUCAGCUCUCCGCAAAUCACAGUCAAAGAAGCCAUCUCAACGUAAAACCUCUCCUGUUGGCUGGUUCCCUCGGAAAAAGGUGGACUCAUACCUGGAUAGGAAGAUAAAGAAGCUACAGGAGGUAGAUGGCAUGAACCAGACUCUUGACGAGACUCUUGGUGACUCGAAUCCACACUACUGCCGAAUUGUAAGAGAACAAAUGGCUGUGAGAGAGGCUGCCUGCAAGGCCAUGGAGGCCCGUAAGGCUGCAUUGGUUGAAGCAUCUUGGUGUCGAAUUCUUCGAGCUGCAAGGAUCCCAUGUAAAGAAGCAGAAACUCUGAUGUCAAACACGGAAAAGGCUGCAGCCGAAGCUUUUGAAGCAGCAUCUGCAAUGGGAGUGAUAAUGUAUGAUAAACCGAAUAGCUCAAGGAAACGGUGUCAGAUCGAAACCUCAUCAGGACACGGAGGAGGAUCUCCUACCCAUACUGUCACGGCAUCUUUCGAGACAGCAUUUGAUGUAGAUAAAGAAGUGGCUGCUGCUGUCAAAGCAGCAUUUGCUAGGCUUGCAAACCGUCCCUCAUUCAGCAAAGAUGAGUUUAAGGAGCUUCUUAAGAAAAUCAGCGAGAACCCUGAUGUGCAUGAAAAUCACGAAAUAUCCGAGGUCUCUUCAGAAUGUGAAACCGAGUCUGAUUUUGAACCUGACACUCUACAUAAGAGUGGCGAAGCAGAGGCCGAAUGCCAAAAGACGUCAUCAUCAUAUCUUGAGAUGAGACAGUUAAAAGCCAAGAGGAGACAAUCCUUUGGGAAGCUUAACAGGGAGAAGCUAGUAGAUAUGAUGUUUGAAAGGCUUCGAGGCUUACAUGAAGAUGAACUUUCGUCUCUCGCCACUAUAGUAGCAACUUGUGGUUUAAAUGCGGCCUUAGCUGAAGUUGGACACCUAAGGCUUCAAAAUCUAAACCCUGAAACUUCUGUCUCGGCUCAUGAACUUUUGGGUAAGAUGUCUUCUACAGAUAGGGGAUCGAGCAGAGAUUCCAAUUUUGAGUCCUUCAUGGAGGGGAAAACUCCGAAGAAACCAAGUGAGUCGGAGAUCCCUAGUUUGGAAAAGUUCCUAGUCAAGCGUAUGACAAAACUUGAAAAAGUGGUUCAUCAAGCUAAGAUGAUGGCUGCAAUGGAUGCAGCGCCUAAGGAAGACAAAAAUCCAGUUAAUGAAGCCCGACCCGAGCCAGAGGUACCGAGUUUGGAUAAAGUUUUAGUGAAGCACAUGACAAAACUCGAAAGAGAAGUGUUUGAAGCCAAGAUUGCGUCCAAAGAUGUAAAAGGCAAUCCUGACAAAGUUGCUUCACACGAGAAUAUUCCAGAUUUGGGAAGUGUUCUUGUGAAAAACUCUUCGAGGUUUGAGCGGGAGAUUGCAGAGGCCAAAAAGAAUGCAGGAACAAAUUUCGGGGAAUACCGAAAGAUCUCUAGCAGAAAUCAUCUACCUUCAUCAGAACCUGUACCUGACUUGGAAAGUCUACUAGUAAAGAAGCACUGUUCAAGACUGGAGAAGGAAAUCGAAGAAACUAAAAAGAACUCCGGGAAAAUGUACGAAAACAUCAAGAAGCCAGUGAAAUGUAGAACUGAAGCAGCAGAACCUGAAGUUCUUCCUAGCCUGGAAAAUAUUGUGGUAAAACACGUCUCGAAGCUAGAGAAAGAGGUCCAAGAAGCAAAGAAAAAAAGCAAAGCAGAUCUCGAAUCGAGAAACUCGAGAAAGAUGGGCGGAGAAUCGGGAAAAGAAAACGUGGACUCAAACAACGACAUCAGCAGAAGGUCUGAGACAGAGGAUACGAAAAGCGAAAGUCCGGUUCACAGGUUGGAAAGAGAAAGAAUGAUGAAAACGCUCGAUGAAUCGAGGACAAACUAUGGAAACAGGAGAAACAAAGCAGCGAAAAACGAGACGGAACUCGAGAGCUUGGACAAAGUUUUGGUGAAACAUGUCUCACGGCUUGAGAAGGAGAAAAUGAGGUUCCUCCACCAAGCAGAUGAAAGAGUCAUCCAAUAUAAAAAGGAAGAGGAGAAGAAGGAAACAACGACAAAUAAGGAAGGAAGCUUGGAUCAGAUACUACUGACCAAACAGCAUAAGACGAGACUCGAUAGAGAGAAGAUAGCAGCAGCAGCAGCAGCAGAGACGGAGCAAUCGGGAGAGCAGACGAAGCAAUGGCUGACGAGACGACAAGCCAGAGACCGGGAAAUGCAAGAAGCUUGGGGUGGCUUAGACCUCGGGAACUCUAUCCGUCCACGUCUCUCGAAACUUGAAAGAGAAAAGGCUGCUUGGAUUAAAGCCGAGGAAGAAGAGCGGAGGAAAGCAAUGAAUGGCAUUUAGCAUCUCCGACCGAGACCAGUAUCCGACCACUAUUCACUCUAUAUUGUCUAUAUGAUGUCAUUGCCUAGAUGUCUUUUCUCCUUCACGAAUGAUAAAGGGAUUUGACAAGAGACAAAUUGGUUAAGGCUCUGGAAAUUUAGAGAAAUUAUUAAAGUUGGUUAACAAUUUAGGAUGGCUUUUUA